Molecule: messenger RNA, 2448 nt
Organism: Danio rerio (zebrafish)
Lineage: Eukaryota; Metazoa; Chordata; Actinopteri; Cypriniformes; Danionidae
Gene: dtx3
Product: deltex E3 ubiquitin ligase 3
Biological process (GO): Notch signaling pathway; protein ubiquitination
Cellular component (GO): cytoplasm
Molecular function (GO): ubiquitin protein ligase activity
Source: RefSeq, marked validated
UUUAAAAGAGCGCUACACAGCGGUCACAUCAUGCAAUCUCUAAUCCGGCUCCAUCAAGGCUGGAGUGACGAACUUCCUGCCUACAUUAUCUUGUAUUCAGGGUGAUUUUUUUAUCCACUGUAAUUACUGAAAGGGAACAGAGUGAUAACAAAUAUGACGUAGAGACCUCGAGCUAACGUCGCGAAGCAGCUAAAAGCUAAAGAGUCUCGUCGUGACAGUCAACGAUGUUCUUUGUAUUCAUGAUGUCUUCCUUUGAGCAAGGACGGGGAAUUGGAAAACCACAAAGAGACUGAGCUGGUGUUUGUGUGUGUGUGGAGAAAGCCAACUUGAAUAGGAUAUCCCGAGCUCACAUUCGCCAGGAUUGUCAUAGUUUGUUUUUUACGGCACGUUCAAUGCAGCGGUCGUCUGUUGACUUCUUCAUCGAGUGGAAGCAGGCUUUCUCCAGUUGCAUUUCCUCUGAUGAGAUGAGCGUGCGUGCGGGGCAGGGCAGUGACGAGGUGCUGGUGUCGCAGGCGGUGUGGGAUUACCUUGCAGCUGCUGGACGGCCCUGGUUGGUUGACUUCGAGGACAAGCAGGGACUGAGCGCUGAUAUUAUCCGGCGUGGAGAGCGUGGCGGCUGCUGUGCCGUGCGUCUCUCCCCGGUGGAAGGCAGCAGCCGGGCUAGAACUGGUAUGAUGGAGAGUCUUGUUUCUCCUGUUACACGGAAAGCAUUCAUAGACUUAUGCCGCUGUGCCCGAAAGGAGAUGACCAAACAGGAGGCGGCUCCUAAAAGGAAACGUUCGUUGUUACCCUGUGUGGCUGCAAUGGAACCUGAUGGAGAAAGGAGCUUGUUGCCUCCACCUCCACCUCAACCACGGCGCUCGCAGAGGCAACAGCAGAAAUACAGGAAAAGCGCAGAUAUGGACACGUGUGUAGUUUUACCCAUGCAGCAGGAGGCUUCUGCGAGGACAGUGUCUGAAUUAGUUGUUUGUCAUGAAGAAGAGAGCACCGUUUGCUCCAUCUGCAUGGGUGAAAUGGUGGAAAAGACAACUCUGGACAAAUGCGGCCAUGCAUUUUGCAGGUCCUGCCUAGAACAGGCAUUUCAAGUAAAGAAAGCCUGUCCUGUGUGCAGACUAGUAUACGGUCAGCUCAUCGGUAACCAGCCAGCCAAUGGGAGCAUGAUGGUUGAAAGAGACCCAGACCUGGAGCUGCCUGGCCAUGAAGGUUAUGGCUGCAUAUGCAUUAUUUACAGCUUCCCUCCUGGUUUGCAGGCGCAAGAGCAUCCAAACCCCGGAGUGAGGUAUCCAGGCACAGACCGGGUGGCGUACCUGCCAGACAACCCUGAGGGAAACCGCGUGCUCCGCAUGCUGCGGCGGGCAUUUGAGCAGCGGCUCAUCUUCACCAUAGGCACCUCCAUGACCACCGGCAUGCAUAAUGUUAUUACUUGGAAUGAUAUCCACCAUAAGACCUCUAUAUGGGGUGGACCACGAUGCUUUGGUUAUCCAGAUCCCACAUACCUUGUGCGGGUGACAGAAGAGCUGCGAGAGAAAGGAAUAACCGCUGACUGAUUUGCUUCUAGCACUUAAAAAGGAUGGCAAAUGUGUAUGUGUGUUUGCUUAACCACAGUUCCAACACAAAGCCACUGUGUGGAAUCAAGCCACAGUCAUCUGCUGCAGAACGACAGUUCACAAUGUUUCAUUUUGAUCUUCAUGUUUAGCUUUGUUCUUUAGUUUACUUGAGUGUGUUUCACAUACAGUAUUUUCUUUGGUACAAACCUGGGGUGCACUUUACUGAAACACUCAGCUGAGAUUAAAAUACCCACUGGACUGCUGAAAUGCGAAUGUCUUGAAGGUGUACAUGUUUCCUCAUCCGCAGUACAGCCUUUCUCUUCCCAGCUUCAGGUUCAAAUCACUGGACUCCCUCUUCUAACUCCACUUCUUCCAUUCUAGACUAUGCUUAAUAACAUUUUCAAUUUACGGUAACAUCAGAGCGGAGAUAAAUGAGGGACAAACGGCACAGCACAGCUAAAUGGGUACAGCUGGGACAAUCCCAUUCAACCCUUUUUCUUUUUUUCCCUAGUAAUCAGCACUAAGAGGCACUUUGCAAUGGAAGUAAUCUUUCUAUUAUGAGAAUUUAAAGUGGAUUCUGCUUGAUCUUCCAGAGUGCAGGAUCUAGAGUCUUUAUUUGUAGGCCUUCCUGAUUAUAAGGUCCUAGUCAAAUAGAUGCAAGUCAAUUUUCUUUUUGUCCUGCUUUUCAUUAUCUACAAUGUUUUGUCUUUUUUGUUUUGACUAUGGUGUGCUUAAAAGGUAAUCUGUUUAUGUUUGUUGGGUUCACUUUUCCCUAGUUUGCGUUUUCAGAGGAGUUUACAGAUUUUUGUGUUCAUCCAUUUUGGAUGUCUGUCACGGAUAAAUAAAAUGAUGUCAAAAUGAAAGGGCGCUUAAAAAAACUGAUACCAAACUAAAAGCAUAA